GGAAAGUUGGAUUGUUGGAUUUUUUACCGAUUGAGAGAAAAUUUUAUUCACUGAUUCAAUAAUAUUCUUAGUUUUUUCGUGAAUUUAAUUUACUUUAAUUAGUUUUUGACAUCAGUGUUUAAAAUGGCCAAUACAACUAUUUCUAAGAAAAGGAAGUUUGUAGCCGAUGGUGUUUUCAAGGCUGAAUUAGACGAGUUUUUGCGUCGAGAAUUGGCCGAAGAUGGUUACUCAGGUGUUGAACUUCGACUUACUCCUAAUAGGACAGAGAUCAUCAUCCUUGCAACUCGAACUCAAUCAGUUCUUGGAGAAAAAGCUCGUAGGAUUAGAGAAUUGACUUCCGUUGUACAAAAGCGAUUCAAUUUCCCUGAAGGAGCAGUUGAGAUGUACGCUGAGAAAGUUAGUGAUCGUGGUCUUUGUGCUAUCGCUCAGUGUGAAUCACUUCGAUACAAAUUGAUUGGAGGUCUUGCCGUAAGAAGAGCUUGUUAUGGUGUCCUUCGUUUCAUCAUGGAAUCUGGAGCAAAGGGAUGUGAAGUCGUUGUCUCUGGUAAACUUAGAGGCCAAAGAGCCAAAUCUAUGAAAUUCGUUGACGGAUGGAUGAUCCAUGCUGGUGACCCAUGUAACGAUUAUGUCGACCAAGCUGUCAGACAUGUACUUCUUAGACAAGGUGUUUUGGGUAUUAAGGUUAAAAUUAUGUUACCUUGGGAUCCAACCGGAAAGAAGGGACCCAAAAAGCCUUUACCCGACAAUGUUUCUAUUCAUGAACCUAAAGAAGAAGUUAUUCCAACUCAACCUUAUUCAGAGCCCAAAAUGCCGAAGCCAACAGGGCCCAUCAUCUCUGGUUUGGAACCACCAAUGUAAAUGAGUUCUAUAGAUUAAGCUUAAUCAAAUGAGGAAAAUGUAUUAUCCAAAAUUUGGAUUAAAACAUCUUUGUUAAUUUAA
This is a messenger RNA of Panonychus citri (citrus red mite), 939 nucleotides long. RefSeq names its product 40S ribosomal protein S3-like (gene RpS3). Gene Ontology annotation, cellular component: nucleus; cytosolic small ribosomal subunit. Lineage: Eukaryota; Metazoa; Arthropoda; Arachnida; Trombidiformes; Tetranychidae. The transcript is spliced from 3 exons. The record is from RefSeq and is a predicted model, not a curated record. Gene Ontology annotation, molecular function: RNA binding; structural constituent of ribosome. The coding region runs from base 124 to 858 and encodes 244 amino acids. Gene Ontology annotation, biological process: positive regulation of apoptotic signaling pathway; translation.